Molecule: messenger RNA, 6948 nt
Organism: Alternaria atra
Lineage: Eukaryota; Fungi; Ascomycota; Dothideomycetes; Pleosporales; Pleosporaceae
Exons: 3
Coding region: 1-6948 (2315 amino acids)
Biological process (GO): mRNA export from nucleus; mRNA processing
Cellular component (GO): THO complex part of transcription export complex
Molecular function (GO): mRNA binding
Source: RefSeq, a predicted model, not a curated record
AUGCCUCCUCCACCCAAGCGAAAGCGACCCGAGCGCACUUACUCACAGGAUGACGACCGCACUGGACGACCGUCGCCGCAUCGCCCGCAGAACCUCGGAUUCGCGCAUAAUCAACAACAGCAAGCCAACAGUCCGCGCGGCGGCGGCGGCGGCGGUGGCGGUAGGCGGCAGAGCAGAAACAACGGACGUGGCGGUGGUUCCAGUGUUCCCCAGAGUCCUAACAAUGUCUCACAUGCAUCGCCGACCGCCAUGUCUCCGCCCGCAAAUACAUUUCCAUUGACUCGGCCGUCUCAAGCCACACCGUCCACCCCAGCGCCAGCGCCCUCACAACCUUCGACGCCUUCUAUAACGCGCGAGGCCCCCGAGAGCAAUGAGUAUCUAACGCCAGACCGCGUCGCUCACUGGAAUGGCGAAGCACGCGACGCUGUGGUCAAGGCUGCUGUGGCUGCUCAAGGCGCCGGCGACGUGCUCACCCUCUCAGUCAUAUUCCACGAGAUUAUCGAGGCGUCUAUGGGCCAGCUACUGGAUGCCGGCGAGCUGGGAUCAAUAGUACGCGACAUCACAUCCGCCCCGGCCGACGAGCAGGUGGACUCUGUAUCGACAUUCCUCGACACUCUGAGUUCGCUCACGCAAGAUGAAGGCAAGCAGGCACUUGUAAGACAAAUGCUUGUCGCGACAGACAUCAACGUGUCGCGCAUGCGAGCCGAGCUGGAAAACGAUCUCUUGAAGUCCUUGGGCCUAGUCCGCGACAGCUUCUCCAAGAUGGCUGUUCGCAAAGCCACCCACGCCCUAUACCGACAGUCCAACUACAACCUCUUGCGCGAAGAGACCGAGGGCUACUCGAAGCUCAUGACCGAAUACUUCACUACCGUGAAUAGCGAACCGCCCUCGCAGGAAGUCGUCAGCGAAACCUGGCAACGAGUAAACGCUCUCAUUGGCGCAUUCGAUCUGGACAUUGGCAGGGUUCUCGACGUGACACUGGAUGUGUUUGCCAACCUCCUAGUCAAGCACGGAAGGUUUUUCGUCAAGAUGCUAAGGUCGAGCGCAUGGUGGCCUGAGCUACGCGGUUUCGAUAACGUCAGAUGGGAGGAGCCUGAGGUACCGACGCUUCCCCUUUGGGCACGACCUGAUGCGAAGCAGUGGUAUUAUACCGAUGAAGAGAAGGACGAACAGUUGCGGCUGCGAGAGUCGCGCGAUCGCAAAUUUUGGCAGCGAGUUGGUGAAUUGGGCGACCGGGCCGGCAUCCAGGCAUUCUUUGAACUUGGAGGCCGUCGCAUCAUUGCGAACAACCGGCAACCCGAUCAGACAUUACGUGCCGAAGGUGCGCCGCUAUCGAAGCAGCAGGCAGCUCGGAAAUGGGCUGAUGAGUGGAUGGAGCAAACCAAGACACUCCCUCCGUCAGGAAAUGACAUCGCCGCUCAACUACUUGGCUUCAAGCUCCAGUUCUACGCAUCAGAUGUUCGCGAUGCCACUGACGAACUUCCCGAUAACCUCAUGUACCUGAUUGCACUCUUGGUCAAGAUCGGUUUCAUUUCUAUUCUGGACCUUUAUCCCCACUUAUAUCCACUAGAGGCAGACAUGGGUGCACACAAAGACAAGCUCCUUAAGGCCAAGAAGGAAAAGGAGGAAAGUGAAAGAGGCGCAGUCGUGAAUGCGCUAACAAUGGCUGGUGCGCUUCCCGAUGAGACACCUGGUCCGCCAGCUGUUUCUCGCCUUCGAGAUGCCGAAACCAGAUCCAAAUCGGAUACUGGACGAAGCACGCCUGCUAGAUCCGAUGAGCCCACGGACAAGAAGAAAGCUUUGCCUGAGCCCAAGGACCAGAAGUUCACGCUUUUAAAGAGUCUGCUGUGCAUCGGCGCGCUGCCAGAAGCUCUGUUCAUUCUCGGGCGGCAUCCCUGGUUCCUCGACGUUUACCCUGAGCUGCUGGACCUCAUCUUCCGCCUCGCACACCACUCUCUGAGCAAGGUUUACGAGGAAUCCAAGCCUCCGUCGGUCGAGGAGCCCGUCAUCUCUACCAAAGGGUGUGCCAACCGUGGUCUUCUGAGGCCAAGCGACUACGUUCCUCGACGAACUCUCCGAUGGGCCAAGCCGGACAGGAAAGAUCAAGACGGCGGAAUCGACUACAAGUUCUAUUGGGAAGACUGGGUUGACAACGUUCCCGUGUGUCAAGAGGUGGAUGAUGUGAUCAAACUUUGCACCAGUCUCCUAGGCUUGGUGGGACCAGAGUGCGGCAAGGACAGCGUCCUCCUAACCAAGAUCAUACGUAUUGGCAAGAAGAAUCUAGUCGACGAUCCUUCCGAAUCCAACCGAAAGCGAUGGGUCAACUUCUCAGCAACCUUCAUUGCCCCUGCGAUUACGUUUACAGGCAGAAACCCUGGAGUUAUUAACGAGGCCUGGGAUCUGUUCAGACACUUCGACACAGCCACUCGAUAUACCAUCUAUCAGCAAUGGUUUAACGGAAUGCUUAAGCCCGUGAUCAAGACAGCUUUCAGCCAAGUCGAGGUGGAAACUAGGAAGACCCUGAGUCGUAUUUCCGCUACCAACACGAAAGAGUACGGUCGUAAGAUCGCCAAGAUCUCGUAUGCUAGCCCAGGAAUUGUGUUCAGAACAACAGUCAAGCAGUUGGUCAACUACCCCAACAUGAUCACUGCGUUAGUGGAGUGCAGCCGAUACCUCACCUUGCUGGGAUAUGAUGUCCUAACCUGGACGCUGGUCACAUACCUUCUCAACCCCGACAAAGGAUCGCAACAGGACGAUGGUAUGCUGUCUGCACCGUGGCUGAAGAACAUUGCUACGUUUGUUGGCAAAGCUUACGCAAGAUACCACUUAAUGGAUCCUGUUCCCGUUCUACAGCUCACCACGCAUCAGCUCUUGACUGCCGAAGGCGAGCUAUAUAUGCUGGACGUUCUUGAACAAAUCGUCAAGUCCAUGGGUGGCAUUAGCGUCAGUGGAUCUGUGUCGGAAUCGGUGACUCUGGCGCUUUGUGCAGGACCUGCGCUCCGUACGUUUACCUUGCAGUAUCGUUUAGCGGACAACCGUGCCCACGCUGCUUCUUCAGCGAGACGUCUAGUCAGAUGCUUAAAGGAGACGGGUCUGGGACCACAGAUUCUUAUCGCGCUGGCGCAACACGUGGAAGCCUACGUUCACCGCGAUGAUCAGCUGGAAGUACCCGACAAGCCUGUACUCUUCAAUGUCGACAAGUUGCGCUCCGACAUGCUUCAAUACCUGGAGCUCCUCCGAACAUUCCUUUCUGUGGACGACUUCGACGCUCUUUUCCCUUCGUUGGUAGAGAUGAUCGCGGAUUACCAUGUCCAGCCGGAUGUCGCUUUUACCAUCGCUCGUGCGAGCAUAGCAGCCAAGGCUAAUACUUUCCGGGCUGAGCAACGCUCGAAGCUAGUUUCCGAUACGCAGACGAAUGGCGAUAUUGCCAUGAGUGGCGUGGAGGAGACACUAGUUGUAAAUGAAGCCCAGACUGACGCUACGCCCACUGAGACAUCCAAAGCGACCGAGGAUGUGGAAAUGAAAGAUUCCGUUCCUUCUGCGACUGGAGCUCGUUCGGAUAAGCCUUCCUUGCCCGAUGUACCAAACCCAGAGAUUGAAAGCUUGGCGAGCCAACUCAAACAGCAGCUACCCGACACCUUCGGCAACCAUCCUUGUGUGUCCUACUACGUCGCUUUCUGGCAGUUGUCUCUGAUAGACGUUGUCGUCGAUGCUGAUGGCAUUAAUCAGCAAUAUAAGGAUUCUAUCGAAACCUUGGAACGACAGCUGCCUGCUCCUGUGCCCGAGCGCCGUGGCUACCGACCCAACGUACCCAAAGCUGAUUCGGACGCAGUGAAAGCUCUUAAGGAAAACAUAGCCAGGGUCAAGGAAGAACAACAGGUUGUCACGAAAAACCAUGCUAUGACGCAAGAGAGUUUGCGGGUCGAGUUGCGCCGAUGGUUCGAAGGCGUUCCAAUGAUGGGGCCACAGUGCGACGCCUUGCAUAAUGCUGUACUCCAAGAUUGCUUCAUCCCUCGCAGUCGCAUAUCUCAAGAAGACGCACAAUAUGCGUUCUCUAUGCUCAUAUUCAUGCACAGCUCAGGCGUGCCAGGGUUCCGCAUGAGCAGACUACUCGAUAUGCUCUUCAACGCAAACAGGCUUACGUCCAUCAUCAGCAUGUACACCGAAGCAGAAUCGUCAUCUUUCGGGCGUUUCCUCGGCGGCAUCUUGCGUGAGUUGCAAGUCUGGCAGGAGAACAAGGACGAUGCUUUCGUCAAGAAUGCUCAUGGUCCGGAAAAGAAUCUCCCUGGCUUCGGUAGAGGCUACGAUGGGGAGCGGAACGUAACAAGCUUCUUCACGUACGACCAGUUUUGCAUGGUCUUAUUCAAGUGGCACAAGGCACUUGCAGCUGCGCUUAAGACAUGCCUGGAGAGUGGCAACUACAUGCAAAUGCGUAAUUCAAUCAACGUCCUUCACGCGCUGGGUACCAAUUUCCCUAAAGUCACGAGCAUGGGCACAGAGCUAAAGGAGAUGGUUGUACGUUUGAAGCAGGGAGAGGAGAGACAAGAUCUUAUGAGGUCGUUGGAAUCUGUGCUUGGUCCCAUCCUCAAAGGAGAGAAGUUCUGGCAGGAGGACCAUGUCUUCCGCAACGUACCGGCACCCACACCCGUGCCUGGAAGCACGACGAACGGAAGCGACAAAGCUGCUACGGAGAAGGGCAAAACUCCACAGUCACAGGAUACGAAACUCGACGCGGCUGCACCUGCUUUCAAGCCAAAGCCCGAAACAAACGGUACCCCAGCACGAGAGCCAAACGACAACAGGUCAAAGCACAAUAGUGCAACGCCCGCGCCUUCUUCAAGGGACAGAGAAUCGUUCAAGCCAACGCCGAAAUCGUCCGACAGUAGGCCUUCCACCCCAUCGCAACAAGAGACCAGCUCUGGCAGACCUACACCGAAGCCAGGUCCUCCAAUGCAUCACUCAUCUGUUCCACUGCGACCAGAUAGCAGAAACGCACCAGGACAGAAUACUCCAGCUGGCAGACCAUCGCACGCACUGCCAUCGCGACCAGACUCACAACCGAGAAAUCGACAACCGGAACGCCCUAUCAUUGAUCGCACGCCCGAAAGUACGCACGGUAGAUACGACAGUCGAGGACCCCCUGGCGACUACGGCCGACUUGAUCGCUCGGCAGAUGCUGGACGUCUGCGGGAUGCUUCGCCUGGUCGACGCGCGCGACCUCUACCUGGUGGCAGAACUCCGGAAAGGGUACCUUCAGCCGCCGAGCAUCGCGAAUGGUCUGGCAGAGAACGUGAUUACGAUGAUCGGGCCAUGCGAGGACCCCCACGAGAUGCGCGAGCGCCAGCAGUACGACCGCCCACUUGGGAUCCACGAGACCCUAGAGAUGUGAGAGAUCAACGUGAGCGCUCCGACCCUCGAGGUCAUGCUACGCCUGCUACAAUGGAGCCUCGGCGGAUGCCUUCCACUUCUUCACUAGCCAAUGAAUACCGGCGAGAUGGUCCACCAGCCAAUGCCCCAUAUGCUGCAGAACAGAACGAAAGACCACCGCGACUUCCAACGGUGCCGAUCCCAACCAAGGAAGAGCCUACAGUCAACCCAGCGCGUGCUGCCUUGAUCAACCAAGCAGAGCAUGGUAGGCACAUGCCAUCGAGAUCUGAUCGUGACAACCGUGGCGAGCGAGAUUCUCGCCUGGACUCUCCUCGCCAUAGCGAUGACAGACGUGGUGAAGACCGUCGAGUCGAAGAGCGCCCGCCUGUUGGUUAUCAUGGUCGGAACGAUGUGCCACGGGAACUUCGGGAAGAGCGUCCCCAGAUGCCACCUUCUGGUGGUAGAGACCGCCGGGACGAUCCAGGAGCCAGCGCUCCAACCGGUCCGCGUGGUGGGCGCAAUGAAGCCGCUGCGACGUCUCGGGCGUCGAGGGAGAUGUUCCAGCCUACACCUGGACCACGUGCGCAGGAUCCUAAUUAUGGCAGACUGAACCAGCCUUCAGAACCGGCGCCACCAUCAGGUCCGCGCAGUGAUCGGCCACAUGCACCGUCGCAGCCUUCCACGCCGAGUGCACCUACUGGUCCUGCAGCGUCACUACCAGCAGGAAUCCAUCCUAGUAGACUCGUUAAUAUCGAAGGUAGAGCACCAAGCGGGCCACCACUUCAGACCAAUGUACCGAACGCUCCAAGCGGUCCGCGUGGUAACAACCGCGGUCCCCAAGGUCCUGUUCCUUCAUCGCCAGUUGGCCCACGACCUCCAACUGGUCCCGGAGGACCCAGGAAUGCCGGCAACCCACUACGUGCUAUCAAUAACGUAUUGACUGGAAACACGCCUGGCGAUCGAUUAAGCGAGCGCAACGCACCUUCUUCUAACCCCCCGGUGCGUGGUCGCGGUGCUACUCGCGCCAAUGGUCCCAUGGAAGGAUCAGGUGGUAUGACAAGCCCAAUGCCACCGCCGUCGCUUGACUCAACACCCAAUCGCAUGGAGAAUCAGCACCCGAGAAGCAGCAGGAGCGAUGAUGUACCAAGCAGAAUGGAGGGUGCUCCACAAGAAGAAGGCCGCUCAGAGUCCCGCAGCCACCGACACCGAUCAGGACGCGAGCGUUCACCCGAUCGAUCCGACCGCCGUCCCGACGAGCGGAGUAGCCGCACUGCUCCUUCUGAGCGCGCAGAGGGUGAGCGUGGCUCUGACCGAGACCGCGGCGGACGCGAGAAGCGAGGCAGCGACAGGGGAAACAGCCAUCGGGAACGCGAACGAGACGGCGAAUCGAGAUCAGGACGGGAGCCUCGUGAAAGCAGCAGACGCGAGCGUGGCUCUCGCGACGACGGACGAGCUUCAGGAGGAAGGGAUGAACGCGAUAGGAGGAGCCGUGGUGGCGGAGGCAGCGGAGGAGACGAAGGCCGCAAGAGGGGUCGCGAUCCACAGGACCAAGGCCAUGGAGAAACGAAGAGGAGGCGUUAG